GGGGCGGGGCCAAGCGGGCACCGGGGCCGGGACCGGGACCGGGACCCGGCCGGGACCCACGUGCAGCGCGGACCGAGAUGUGGCCGCUCCGCCUGGGCAGGACCCUGCAGCGAUGGGGGGGCCGGGUGGGCCCCGGCAGCCAGCGGGCACAGCACGGCUCCGCCGCCGCCGCCACCAGGCAGGUGCCCGGCUGGACGGGGCAGGAGAGCCUGGCCGAGAGCGACCCCGAGAUCUGGAGCCUGGUGCAGAAGGAGAAGGAUCGGCAGUGCCGGGGGCUGGAGCUCAUCGCCUCUGAGAAUUUCUGCAGCCGGGCGGCGCUGGAAGCCCUGGGCUCCUGCCUCAACAACAAGUACUCGGAGGGCUAUCCUGGGAAGAGGUACUACGGGGGGGCCGAGGUGGUGGAUCAGAUCGAGCUGCUGUGCGAGCAGCGGGCGCUCGAGGCGUUCGACCUGGACCCCGCGCGCUGGGGCGUCAACGUCCAGCCCUACUCGGGGUCCCCGGCCAACUUCGCCGCCUACACGGCCCUGCUGCAGCCCCACGACCGCCUGAUGGGGCUGGACCUGCCCGACGGGGGCCACCUCACCCACGGGUACAUGUCCGACGUCAAGAGGAUCUCGGCCACCUCCAUCUUCUUCGAGUCGAUGCCCUACAAGCUUGAUCCGGCCACGGGGCUGAUCGACUACGACCAGCUGGAGGUGACGGCGCGGCUCUUCCGUCCGCGGCUGCUCAUCGCGGGCACCAGCGCCUACGCCCGGCUCAUUGACUACGCCCGCAUGAAGAAGGUGUGCGAGGAGGUCAAGGCGUACCUGCUGGCGGACAUGGCUCACAUCAGCGGGCUGGUGGCGGCCAAGGCCAUCCCCUCGCCCUUCGAGCACGCCGACGUCGUCACCAGCACCACCCACAAGACCCUGCGCGGCGCCAGGUCGGGAUUGAUCUUCUACCGCAAGGGCGUGCGCUCCGUGGAUAAGAAGACGGGGAAGGAGACGCUCUACGACCUGGAGGACAGGAUCAACUUCUCCGUGUUCCCCUCCCUGCAAGGGGGCCCCCACAACCACGCCAUCGCCGCCGUGGCCGUGGCCCUCAAACAGGCCAGCUCCCCGGCUUUCCGGGAGUACUGCCAGCAGGUGCUGAGGAACGCCAAGGCCAUGGCCCAGGCGCUGCUGCAGCGUGGGUACACCCUGGUGUCAGGUGGCACCGACAACCACCUGGUGCUGGUGGAUCUGCGGCCCAAGGGCAUCGACGGGGCGCGGGCGGAGCGGGUGCUGGAGCUCGUGUCCAUCACCGCCAACAAGAACACGUGCCCGGGGGACAAGAGCGCCCUGACCCCGGGGGGGCUGCGCCUGGGUGCCCCCGCGCUGACCUCCCGCCACUUCCGCGAGGAGGAUUUCCAGAAGGUCGUGGAGUUCAUCGACGAGGGCAUCAUGCUGGCCCUGGACGUCAAGAGCAAAACCAGUAAGCUCCAGGACUUCAAGACCUUCCUGCUGCAGGACCCCGAGACGCAGCGGCGCCUGCGCGACCUCCGCCAGCGCGUCGAGACCUUCGCUCGUGCCUUCCCCAUGCCCGGCUUCAGCGACCACUGAGGGGGGGGGGAACUCCCCUCCUGCUGGGCUGGGGUCACUGGGGGGGCGAGAGGGGGCUGAAACCCACCCUCUGCCUUCCCCACUCCCCUUCGUCCCCCUUCAGCACCUUUGGGCGCUCC
Empidonax traillii (willow flycatcher) is the source of this 1699-nucleotide messenger RNA. RefSeq names its product serine hydroxymethyltransferase 2 (gene SHMT2). Gene Ontology annotation, biological process: regulation of oxidative phosphorylation; purine nucleobase biosynthetic process; tetrahydrofolate interconversion. The record is from RefSeq and is a predicted model, not a curated record. The transcript is spliced from 12 exons. Bases 78 to 1580 code for a protein of 500 amino acids. NCBI's taxonomy places the organism in Eukaryota, Metazoa, Chordata, Aves, Passeriformes, Tyrannidae. Gene Ontology annotation, molecular function: zinc ion binding; protein homodimerization activity; mRNA 5'-UTR binding. Gene Ontology annotation, cellular component: cytosol; nucleus; BRISC complex.